AUGUAUAUUAUAAACAAUGUUCAAGAAUAAAUAAUCAAUUGUUAUAAGAAGUGGUAGGGCAUGGCUACUUAGAAACAUUCUCUGAAAAACUUGUGUAUGAAGGCUAAAGUGGAAAUCACUUAAAUUGCUAGACAAAUAAUCUUAACAAUUCUAAUAGCAUAAAUUUAAUUAGAAUCCAAUCAAAGUUGUCCAAUUUGUUUAAAUGAAGAUAUUAUAUUUAAUGGAAUUCAAUCAGAAUAAUGUAAACAUACAUUUUGCAUUCAAUGCAUCAAUAUUUAUUGGCAACAUAAUUAAAAAAAAUAAUUAAAAUGUCCAUGUUGCAGAGCUAAAAUAAGCACAUUUGCUAAAUCAAAAAAAUUAUAAAAUGAAUUUUAAUAAGAAUGUGAUUAAUUUAUAUUAGAAUACAGAGUUAGAUGCACAGUUUUAAAAUAUAAUCUCAUUUAUGUAAAUUUUAUAAUACAUAAUUUAGCCAUUUUAGAUAAUUGUAAAUAUCUACAAACAUUUAGGUUAACUAUUUAAUCUAUGUAAAAUUUUACUAAAAUUAUCUCUUUAAUUAUAACUUGUUCUAUGUUUUAUAUUGUGUAUUUAUGUAUUGUCACCUAUUGACUUAUUUCCAGAAGCAAUAUUUGGAGUUUUAGGAUUAGUAGAUGAUCUCUUGUGCAUAAUAUUUAUAAUUUGGAUACUAAUUACUCAAAUUAUGAUUAGAAUUUUUUGUUGA
This is a messenger RNA of Paramecium pentaurelia, 718 nucleotides long. NCBI's taxonomy places the organism in Eukaryota, Ciliophora, Oligohymenophorea, Peniculida, Parameciidae. The record is from the annotation of a GenBank genome assembly.